GCAGUGCCGAGCGGACUCGUCCCCACCGACCGGCAGUCAGUGCGCUUGCGUGCGGUCCCAGCGCCGCGGUUCUUGACUGUGCUGUGCAGGGCGCUGGUUGUUGCCAUGCAGGGAGCGGACUCUGACCAGCCCUUCAAACGGCCCCGACGCGAUGGCAGCCCGAGAACCCCGCCAAACAUCCCUUCCGCGGCGGCGGAGAGCUCCCCGGGCCCCAAACUCCACCGCGACUACCAGACCUGGGGCCCGGAGCAGGUGUGCUGCUUCCUAAAGCGCAGUGGCUUCAGUGAUCCCGGACUGCUGGAACGCUUCCGAGGAAAUAAAAUCACAGGUUCAAUACUGCUCCAUCUUAAUGAGUCUGAUCUUGAAAGUCUUGGAAUAAGUACUUUGGGUGACAGAAAGAAGCUGCAUAAUUAUAUCCAGCAACUGAAGGAAAUUCAUGUUGAUGCAAUGAAGGUCAUUAAUGAUCCUAUCCAUGGCCACAUUGAACUCCACCCUCUCCUCAUCCGAAUCAUCGACACACCUCAAUUUCAGCGGCUUCGAUAUAUCAAACAGUUGGGUGGCAGUUACUAUAUUUUUCCAGGCGCUUCGCACAACCGAUUUGAGCACAGUCUAGGCGUAGGGUAUCUAGCGGGAUGUCUUGUUCGUGCACUGCGUGAAAAACAACCAGAGCUGCAGAUAAGUGAACGGGAUGUGCUCUGUGUUCAGAUUGCUGGCCUCUGUCAUGAUCUCGGUCAUGGGCCAUUUUCUCAUAUGUUUGAUGGAAGAUUUAUUCCACUUGCUCGCCCAGAUGUGGAAUGGACGCAUGAACAGGGCUCAGUGAAGAUGUUUGAGCACCUAGUUAAUUCUAAUGGUCUCAAAGCUGUCAUGGAACAUUACGGUCUCAUCCCUGAAGAAGAUAUAUGCUUUAUCAAGGAACAAAUUACAGGACCACUUGAAUCACCAAUCAAAGAUUCUUUGUGGCCAUACAAAGGGCGUCCUAAAGAGAAAAGCUUCCUUUAUGAGAUAGUGGCCAAUAAAAGAAAUGGCAUUGAUGUGGACAAAUGGGAUUAUUUUGCCAGGGACUGCCAUCAUCUUGGAAUCCAAAAUAAUUUUGAUUACCAGCGCUUUAUCAAAUUUGCCCGUGUUUGUGAAGUAGAUGAUAGGAAGCGUAUUUGUACUAGAGAUAAGGAGGUUGGGAAUCUGUAUGACAUGUUCCAUACCCGUACCUCUUUGCACCGCAGAGCUUAUCAACACAAAGUUGGCAACAUCAUUGAUACAAUGAUUACAGAUGCUUUCCUCAAAGCAGACCCCUACAUAGAAAUUGUAGGUGCUGAAGGAAAAAAGUAUCACAUUUCUACGGCAAUUGAUGACAUGGAUGCCUUCACUAAGCUCACAGAUAACAUUUUCCUGGAGAUUUUAUAUUCUUCUGAUCCCAAACUGAAUGCAGCACGAGAGAUUUUAAAAAAAAUUGAAUGCCGUAAUCUAUACAAGUAUGUGGGUGAGACUAAACCAAAAGGAACAACAAAAAUUGAAAAGGAAAAUUAUAAAAGCCUUCCAGAAGAUCUCGCUAAUUCUAAACCUAAGGACAUCUUGAUAGAAACUGAACUAAAGGCUGAAGACUUCAUAGUGGAUGUUAUCAACAUGGAUUAUGGAAUGGAAGACAAGAAUCCUAUUGAUCAUGUUCGCUUCUAUUGUAAGAGUGACCUCAGCAAAGCAGUCAGGAUUACUAAAGAUCAGGUUUCAGAGCUUUUGCCAGAGAGGUUUGCAGAGCAGCUAAUUCGCGUAUACUGCAAGAAAACUGAUGCAAAGAGCUUGUUUGCUGCACACCAGUACUUUGUUCAUUGGUGCUUAAUCAGAAACUUCACCAAGCCACAGGCCUCCCUCUCCACUCCUGUGAUGACAACUUGAUACUUUCUCUCUGCUCAACCUUCACACUUCUCCAUCCUCACUCUUAGUUGAUGACCUCACCCCACACUUCAUAAGAAGACUGAAGUCAUCGGAUGUCUUCGUCUUCCUACCUGUACACCCACAGAUCUACCUGCACUUGGACCCAUCUUGUCUUUGCAGCCUGCAUCUGGUGAGCAACACGCCUUUUCCUCUCUGAGCCAGUCCGUGGCUGCCAGGGAUCUACUGAGCCCUUUUAAGAAAUGAAACUGGGCAACGCACUGCCCACCACUGCCUUCUGGGAAAGAUAGAUGGAUACCAGGCAUCCCAGCAUAGGGAACGGAUCUGGGAUCUGUCCAGUAGGACCCCAGGAUCUUUGUCAUAAGUCCUCCUUCCCCCCUCUCUAGAAGGUUGGGAAUAUUACCUUCAGCUGUGGGGAGAAGGAGAAGAGGAAUGUCUCUCCAGUACCAUAGAAGCCUUUGCUGAGUCGAAGAGCCGAGGAGGAGAAGGCCCCAAACAUCUGGAAAGCAGAAGAGCUUGAAGUUGCAGCUGGAAGGGAGUGGAGGUCCUCUGGCAACCCCGCUCUCCAGGCUUGGUAAUACAGGCUCAUCCUAGUAGGGCCCCUGGGGAGCCUGGGACAGAGCUGGGGGAUGGAGAGGGCCCCAGAGCCCAUCAGUGUGUCCCUUCGCUUAACACUCCCCAAGAAAGAGCCCUUGCUGGUGUCCUCCUCCUUUUUCUUAAAUGUACUUAUUUUGUAUAAGUAAUCCUUGUAGAAAAGUAUUAGAAGUUAUAGACAAGCAGAAAGAAAAAAUGAAGCCAUCCCAAAUCCCCCUCUGCUCCCCAAGAUAACUAUUCUUAACAUUUUUGUGCAUUUCCUCCCAGCAUCUGUUUAAUACCAGUGUGCGUAUUCUUAUACAGAAAACCAGAUCCUAUAGUGCAUCUGUUUUGUGUGUUUUUUUUAAGUUUUAUUUAUUUAGGUAAUUUCUACACCCAACGUGGGAUGUGAACUCAUGGCCCUGAUAUCAAGAGUCACAUGCUCUUUCAAAUGAGCCAACCGGGCACCCUGCACAUUGUUUUGUAAGCUGCCUCCCCCCUUCACUUUUCUUCAUAAAAGUCCAAACAUCCAAAAAAAGUAAAAGUCCGGCACAGGUUACCCUCCAUGAGGGUUUAAAACUGUAAAUGUGUUUGCCAUACUUGCUUUCUCUCUCCUUAUAUUUUUUUGGUGUCCUGUUUGAAAUUGUAGGUAUUAUAACCUUUUACCCCUAAAUAGUUCAGCUCCAAGAAUGGGGACCUUCUUAUGUAUAACCACAAUACUAUCAUCUCACCUAAUAAAAUUAACAGCAAUUUCAUAAUAUUA
Molecule: messenger RNA, 3220 nt
Organism: Herpailurus yagouaroundi (jaguarundi)
Lineage: Eukaryota; Metazoa; Chordata; Mammalia; Carnivora; Felidae
Gene: SAMHD1
Product: SAM and HD domain containing deoxynucleoside triphosphate triphosphohydrolase 1
Exons: 16
Coding region: 106-1887 (593 amino acids)
Biological process (GO): defense response to virus; dGTP catabolic process; regulation of innate immune response
Cellular component (GO): nucleus
Molecular function (GO): dGTPase activity; protein binding
Source: RefSeq, a predicted model, not a curated record